Messenger RNA from Erigeron canadensis, 1378 nucleotides. RefSeq names its product chalcone synthase 2. The record is from RefSeq and is a predicted model, not a curated record. Gene Ontology annotation, molecular function: acyltransferase activity, transferring groups other than amino-acyl groups. The coding region runs from base 41 to 1210 and encodes 389 amino acids. The transcript has 2 exons. NCBI's taxonomy places the organism in Eukaryota, Viridiplantae, Streptophyta, Magnoliopsida, Asterales, Asteraceae. Gene Ontology annotation, biological process: polyketide biosynthetic process.
CAAUUCUAAGAUCGAUCAACACCACAAGAGUGCAGCGACAAUGGUUAGCAUUCAGGAGUUAAGAAAAGCGCAACGAGCUGAAGGUCCGGCGACGAUUUUGGCCAUAGGGACUGCUACGCCGCCUAAUUGUGUAGACCAAACCACAUAUCCAGAUUACUAUUUUCGUAUUACCAAAAGCGAGCACAAGAAAGACCUCAAAGAAAAAUUUACUCGCAUGUGUGACAAAUCAAUGAUUAAAAAAAGAUAUAUGUACUUGACAGAAGAUAUAUUAAAAGAGAAACCAAAUAUUUGUGCCUACAUGGCACCUUCAUUAGACGAGAGACAAGACAUGGUGGUUGUUGAAGUACCAAAGCUCGGCAAGGAAGCAGCAACACGAGCCAUAAAGGAAUGGGGCCAACCCAAAUCCAAAAUCACCCACCUCGUGUUUUGCACCACGAGUGGUGUUGACAUGCCAGGAGCUGAUUACCAGCUCACAAAGCUGCUUGGACUUCGGUCAUCUGUCAAACGUUUUAUGAUGUACCAACAAGGUUGUUUUGCUGGUGGGACGGUCCUUCGUAUGGCUAAAGACUUGGCUGAGAACAACAAGGGGGCUCGCGUCUUGGUUGUUUGCUCGGAGAUCACUGCUGUAACUUUCCGUGGGCCUGAUGAAACCCAUCUUGAUAGCCUAGUGGGUCAGGCCUUGUUUGGCGAUGGCGCAGCCGCCAUCAUAGUUGGGUCUGACCCAUUAGUAGAUAUUGAAAAGCCACUUUUUGAGAUUGCUUCUGCUUCCCAAACUAUUCUCCCGGAUAGCGAGGGAGCAAUUGAUGGACAUCUUCGCCAAGUAGGGCUUACAUUUCAUCUUCUCAAAGAUGUUCCGGGCCUUAUCUCAAAACACAUCGAAAAAAGCUUAGUAGAAGCCUUUCAACCCUUGGGCGUAGUUGAUUGGAACUCACUUUUUUGGAUUGCACAUCCAGGCGGACCAGCAAUCUUGGACCAAGUGGAGGCAAAACUAGCCCUUACCCCCAAUAAACUGCGAGCCACGCGACACGUGCUUAGCGAAUAUGGGAACAUGUCAAGUGCUUGUGUACUCUUUAUCCUUAACGAAAUGAGACGUUCUUCGGCUACAGAUGGGUUCAAUACCACAGGAGAGGGUCUCGAGUGGGGUGUGCUGUUUGGGUUCGGGCCUGGACUAACCGUUGAAACCGUGGUCCUCCAUAGUGUACCCAUUUAAUUAGUGAUCCUAUGGUGUUUCUUAUUAGCCAUUAAUGUGGGCUUUUUCUACGCUAAAAAUUUCUUCUCCUUUUAUGGUUCUGAAAUACGCCAUUAAAUGAUUGUAAUUGUCAUUCCCUUUGUUAAUGUUGUUAUUUUAAUUGGAUAAUGUAACGUUCCGGUUUUUAAA